CAACAUUUAUUUGCUUGUUCAGUUCGCAUUUCUAUUAGCUGCGAAUUUUUCGAAUUCAAAACAAACAUAAUGGACAAAUUAAGCGAAAAAACUCGUGAAAAGCCAACAAUCAAACUAACCGAAAUGGAUCCAACUCCUAUACUGAUAGCUCUGGUACUAGGCUUCCUGGUAGUGGCACUGUUUGUGAUACUGCGAAGGCGCUCCACUGGACGACGCGACUUUUUGCUGACCGGUUUAAGUGAAGCUGGCAAGAGCGCUAUAUUUAUGCAGCUGCUGCAUGGCAAGUUUCCAGAAACUUUCACUUCCAUUAAGGAGAAUGUGGGUGAAUACCGUGGUGGACAUCUGUCUGCGCGUGUUAUAGAUGUGCCCGGACACUAUCGCGUCCGUGAUAAAUGCUUUGAGCUGUACAAGCGCACGACUAAGGGUAUUGUCUUUGUUGUGGACUCGGUGACAGUACAAAAGGAUAUACGUGACGUGGCAGACUCUCUUUACACAAUACUCUCGGACAGUUUUACUCAGCCUUGCUCCGUGCUUAUACUUUGCAACAAACAGGAUCAAACCACAGCCAAGAGCGCUAAAGUCAUCAAGACGCUGCUUGAGAAGGAACUUCACACUGUGCGCGAUACGCGGAGCCGCAAACUGCAAUCUGUUGGCGAUGAUGAAGUAAACAAACCCAUUACCUUGGGAAAGCCGGGACGCGACUUUGAAUUUGCACACAUUUCUCAAAAUGUGCAAUUUUUCGAAUGCUCUGCCAGGGAUAAUCAAUUGAAUCAUCUGGCUGAUUGGCUAGAUCGUAUGCUGUAAAAGUAUGCUAACUGUAAAUGGACUGAAUUUUGCUGCUUAAGGCUCCCAGAAUUAAAUCCUGUAAAUGUUAUAGCGCUUGCUGCUUCCUUUCUUGUUGCCGCUGUCUCCUAUUAAACUUAAAUUUAAGCUUACAUCGCACUUUUUAUAAAUUUAGCAAUAGUAAGGUCGAUCGAAACGA
Drosophila busckii is the source of this 982-nucleotide messenger RNA. It is a transcript of the gene SrpRbeta, whose product is annotated as signal recognition particle receptor subunit beta. The transcript is spliced from 4 exons. Lineage: Eukaryota; Metazoa; Arthropoda; Insecta; Diptera; Drosophilidae. Gene Ontology annotation, biological process: intracellular protein transport; vesicle-mediated transport. Gene Ontology annotation, molecular function: GTP binding. Gene Ontology annotation, cellular component: cytoplasm; plasma membrane. Bases 70 to 804 code for a protein of 244 amino acids. The record is from RefSeq and is a predicted model, not a curated record.